Mus caroli (Ryukyu mouse) is the source of this 1360-nucleotide messenger RNA. RefSeq names its product NAD(P)HX dehydratase (gene Naxd). Gene Ontology annotation, biological process: metabolite repair. Lineage: Eukaryota; Metazoa; Chordata; Mammalia; Rodentia; Muridae. Gene Ontology annotation, molecular function: ATP-dependent NAD(P)H-hydrate dehydratase activity. The record is from RefSeq and is a predicted model, not a curated record.
GUGCGCUGGACCGCCAUGGGAGUCCGCUGUGUGGCAAUCCGCGCCUGCGGGGGAGGUAAGAUCGAUCCCGGCGUCCCGCGGAUGGCCGUUCACGCGUGUGGGGCUGCGGCGGCCGUGGUGGCGCUGCUCUCCGCCGCGAUCGCGCUCCAGUGGUCGCCGCUGCACGCAGUUUUACAGAGAGCACUGUCUCUCCAUACAGCACAUGCGACAAAGGACAUGGAGAACCUUUUUCAGCUGGUGAGAAACAUUGUGCCUGCUCUGACGUCGUCGAAGAAGCACAAGGGGCAAGAUGGAAGGAUAGGCAUAGUCGGGGGCUGUCAAGAGUACACAGGAGCACCAUAUUUUGCAGGAAUCUCAGCCUUGAAAGUGGGUGCAGAUUUGACCCACGUGUUCUGUGCCAGGGAGGCUGCGCCAGUGAUCAAGUCCUACAGCCCAGAGCUGAUCGUCCACCCAGUCCUUGACAGUUCCAAUGCUGUUGAGGAGGUGGAGAAAUGGCUUCCUAGGCUGCAUGCCCUUGUCGUGGGACCUGGCCUAGGUAGGGACGACCUUCUUCUCAACAAUGUCAGGGGCAUUUUGGAAUCAACCAAGGCCAGGGACAUCCCUGUGGUCAUUGAUGCGGACGGCCUGUGGCUCGUUGCUCAGCAGCCAGCCCUCAUCCACGGUUACCACAAGGCCAUUCUCACCCCCAACCACGUGGAGUUCAGCAGACUCUGGGAAGCUGUGCUCAGUAGUCCUAUGGACAGCAAUGAUCUCAGGGGCUCCACACUGAAGCUCAGCCAGGCCCUGGGGAACAUCACAGUGGUCCAGAAAGGAGAACAGGACCUGAUCUCCAAUGGCCAGCAGGUGCUUGUGUGUAACCAAGAAGGCAGCAGUCGCAGGUGUGGCGGGCAAGGCGACCUCCUGUCAGGCUCCCUGGGUGUCAUGGUACACUGGGCACUCCGUGCUGGACCAGAGAAAACAAAUGGCUCCAGCCCACUCCUGGUGGCUGCCUGGGGCGCCUGCACACUCACAAGGGAGUGUAACCGUCAGGCCUUCCAGAAGUACGGGCGCUCUACAACCACUACUGACAUGAUCACAGAGGUAGGAACUGCCUUCAGCAGGCUCUUCACGACCUGAACCUGUGCAGACUGGAGUGACACAGACGGAAUCCUCCACUUGCCUAGCCUUGGGCUCAGCAGCACUUGGAACAGAGGCUUUACGACCUAACCAUCUAUUCUCACUAAUGUAGAGUUGAGAUGUCAACCCCGACACUAAUCUGGUCUUUCAAGGGUUUCUUGGCUUCUCAGAAAUAGCUGAAAAGAAAAUGAGAAUAAAAUUCCCAGCAGCCCAACUGGAUCUGGGCUUGCUCUGAGACAGGAAA